UCAAUCUUAUCACCAGGCGCGGCGAGCAUCGCAAUUAUCGCGGUUGCGUAAAAUACAUAUGAUUAAUCCGUUAUAGAGGCGAAUUUGUGUUCGCUCGUAAUGAGGCUUUGAAGUCCAUCCGUGCAUAACAACGCUACCAAAACAUAAUUAUAUACCACAGGAUAUUCACAUUAAACCGAUGCUCAGUUACAGCAGGUGGCGUUGCUUGUAGGCUAUAAUUGCGUAUGGAUACGGUUUUUGGAUUGGAUCUGCCUGUUCUUCAAACGCCAAGGAAUCAUUGAGAAAGGUCGAAUCAACCCUUGCUUUGCUUGGGGCAAUGUGCGUCUGGAUGACAACUACAUCAACAAGCACGGUAGCACUGGACUAAAGAUAUAACUACCCAAUUCCUUCUCUCUCAGUUUGAGCCUCUCGCGCCCGCUAGCACCAUGGGUAACCGGGGAAUGGAGGACUUGAUCCCGUUGGUCAACAAGCUUCAGGACGCUUUCAGCGGCAUCGGUCAGAGCUGCAAUCUUGACCUGCCACAGAUCGCGGUAGUCGGCGGACAGAGCGCUGGCAAGAGCUCCGUGUUGGAGAACUUCGUUGGCAGGGACUUCCUGCCCCGAGGCUCUGGGAUCGUCACCCGCAGGCCCCUUGUCCUGCAGCUCAUCAGCGCCAAUGCAGAAUGGGCAGAGUUCUUGCACUGCAAAGGGAAGAAGUUCACAGAUUUUGACGAGGUUCGCCAGGAGAUUGAGGCAGAGACUGACCGCAUUACCGGGGCCAAUAAGGGCAUCUCUCCCGUCCCCAUCAACCUGCGCGUCUACUCCCCACAUGUGCUGAACCUGACCCUGAUCGACCUGCCAGGCAUCACCAAGGUGCCGGUGGGGGACCAGCCAGUGGACAUUGAGCAGCAGAUCAGAGACAUGAUCAUGCAGUUCAUCUGCAGGGAGAGCUGUCUCAUCCUGGCUGUCACCCCGGCCAACUCUGACCUGGCAAACUCCGACGCCCUCAAACUGGCCAAAGACGUCGACCCCCAGGGCCAGCGGACCAUAGGAGUGAUCACCAAGCUGGACCUGAUGGAUGAGGGAACAGAUGCCAGGGAGGUCCUGGAGAACAAGCUGCUGCCCCUGAGGAGAGGUUACAUUGGAGUGGUGAACCGCAGUCAGAAGGACAUUGAUGGGAAGAAGGACAUCAAGAUGGCUAUGGCUGCUGAGAGGAAGUUCUUCCUGACUCACCCGGCCUACAGACACAUGGCCGAAAAGAUGGGCACCCCGUGCCUGCAGAAAGUCCUCAACCAGCAACUGACCAACCACAUCCGUGACACGCUGCCAGCGUUCCGUAGCAAGCUGCAGACCCAGCUGCUGUCUCUGGACAAGGAGGCCGAGGAGUACCGAGGAUACCGCCCUGAUGACCCGGGACGGAAGACCAAGCAACUGCUGCAGAUGGUGCAGCAGUUCUCAGUGGACUUUGAGAAGCGUAUCGAGGGCUCUGGGGACCAAGUGGAUACUGUAGAGCUCUCUGGUGGAGCCAAGAUCAACCGCAUCUUCCACGAGCGAUUCCCCUUCGAGCUGGUGAAGAUGGAGUGUGAUGACAAGGAGAUGCGGCGGGAGAUCAGCUACGCCAUCAAGAACAUCCAUGGUAUCAGGACUGGCCUGUUCACUCCAGACAUGGCAUUUGAGGCCAUCGUGAAGAAGCAGAUAGUGAAGAUCAAGGAGCCGUGUAUCAAGUGUGUGGACAUGGUCAUUCAGGAGCUGAUCAACACCGUGCGCCAGUGUACCAACAAGUUGGAUUGCUUCCCCAGACUGCGUGAGGAAACCGAGAGAAUUGUGACCUCACACAUCCGAGACAGAGAGAGCAGGGCAAAGGACCAGGUGUUGCUGCUAAUCGAUGUCCAGCUCUCGUACAUCAACACUAACCACGAGGACUUCAUAGGCUUUGCUAAUGCACAGCAGAGCAGCAAGCAGAGUAACAAGCAGAGCAGCGCUGCGAGCCAGGUCAGCCAGGUAAUCCGUAAGGGCUGGCUGACCAUCAACAACAUCAGCAUAAUUAAAGGCGGGGCUAAGGAAUACUGGUUUGUCCUGACCGCUGAGAGUCUGUCCUGGUUCAAGGAUGAUGAGGAGAAGGAAAAGAAAUACAUGCUCCCUCUGGACAACUUGAAGGUGCGCGACGUGGAGAAGGGGUUCAUGUCCAGCAAGCAUGCCUUUGCCAUCUUCAACACAGAACAAAGGAAUGUGUACAAGGACAAUCGUUUCCUGGAGCUGGCCUGUGACACUCAGGACGAGGUGGACAGUUGGAGGGCUUCUCUCUUGCGCGCUGGAGUCUACCCCGAAAGGUCUUCUAAUGUGGAAAGUGAGGGAGGCGGCGCAUCGUCCUCGUCCCAGGACAACUUCUCCAUGGACCCUCAGCUGGAGCGGAAAGUGGAAACCAUCCGGAACCUGGUCGACUCCUACAUGGCCAUCGUCAACAAGUGCAUCCGUGACCUCAUGCCCAAGACCAUCAUGCACCUCAUGAUUAGUAAUGUGAAGGACUUCAUCAACGCGGAGCUGCUGGCCCAGCUGUACUCGGCCGAGGACCAGGGUGCCCUGAUGGAUGAGUCCCAGGAGCAGGUCCAGAGGAGGGACGAGGUCCUCAGGACCCACCAGUCCCUGAAGGAGGCCCUGGCCAUCAUAGGAGACAUCUCCACCACCACCAUCUCCACCCCCAUGCCCCCGCCCGUGAACGACUGGCGCGGUGGAGGCGGAAACAGGUCUCCUCCAACCAGCCCCACUGGUUCCAGGAGGAUGUCAUCAGGCCAACGCCCUAGUCCCGGAGGAGGGCGAGGGGCUCCACACCCUCCUAACCGCCCAGGACCCCUGGGGCCCUUCAACAACAGUGCUGACAGCCCCCAGAUCCCCAGCCGCCCCAACCGGGCCCCUCCCAACAUCCCCAGUAGGCGACCCCCUCCUUCUCCAACAAGAAAUAUCCCCCCAUCAUAAGCCAUGAGCUUGCCAUCUCUAAUGGGACUAGUGUUCAUCUCCUAGCUCAUCCUCCAGUGCUCAUCCUUCCCCUAUCCUCCCCAAGCCCCUCUAUCUCUCUCCUUGGUCUUUACCCCCACCCCAGUGCAGACAUUGAACCCUUUGCCCUCUGACCUCAGGCCAGGUGACGAUCAAUGUCCAUGUAUUUAUGUACAGUAUGGUGCUUGUCUUGUGGUGUGUAUAUAUCUCUAUGUGCGCUUGUGCUCGCCUGUGGUCCAGGUUUUCUUAGCAGAUUCAGUUCCGACUGGGUUCCAGACCCUAGAACUUCCAUCUCCCUUAACUAGAACACAACCUGCGUAGAACCCCUCCACCCCAUCUGCUGCUUCUCUACAUAUCUAUGAUCAGCAGUGGCACUGCCCUACCCAUUCCAAAUGCGGCAUGGCACAUAGGCUGCUUUUGCUGCACGUGCUUGUGUGUAUGUGGGAGGUGGAAAAAUUGGCAUAUAUAUAUAUAUAUUUCUGUAUGUUUUUGCCUAGGUGUUCUUCUCUAAGAGACGAAAGGGUGUGUGUGAGAGAGUGUAAGUGUGCCUGUGUCAACCCCUUGUGCAUGUAUUGUCUGUCUGCACGUUUGUUGCUGUUUUUAAGUUUGAUUUGUUUUCAUGGCCCAAGCUGUUAAUAAAUCAAGACCCUUGAGAGUAAUUUGAUGUUGGAUCGUUGUGUGAUUUUUGUUCCUGUGUUGUAGUAGCAGCCGCAGCAGCCGAUACACAUAUAACAAGGCUGAGGACAAGUACCAACAGUGUAUUGUUUCACACACAACCGCCGCAAUAAAUGCACUUAACCCUGUCAAUGGAGUCUGGUAUGCCUGUACCUGCUGUAUCGGUGGGCAUCUUCCUCGCGCCUUCUUUUUUUUUUUUUUUAAGCUCAAACUCAGAGGCUGGCUGGAAAGAUGGAGGGAGGCUAUUCCCAACACAAAGACAGACAGACACAAGUUCACCGAUAUUACUUCGCCUACCACAAUUAUGGGGAUACACAUAUCCCUGUAUGACUGAGAACAUGGUGACAUGUUCCAUUUAGCCUUUUCUUCGGGUUGGGUUGAAGCCCUCCCAUGUUCCUGACAGAUCACAGGUCACUUCAGAACUCUCUCUCUAUGUGUAAAACCUUUUCUCCUCUCACUCACCACCUCUCCAUUUCCUCUCCUUCCCCAGUCCUGAGUCCAGUCAGCCGCUGUGCCAGAGCUUAAGGUGGAUUUGUCUAAAGUGUUCUCUGUCAGUAUGUUAUUGUGUAUGUGGGCCUGUCCUCUUUUGAAACUGUUUUCUGCUGCGUGUGUGUGUGUGUGUGUGUGUGUGUAUAUACACAUACAAACAUAGGUAUGAUUGAGAACGGUUGACUAUAAUGACCUUGUUACAAUCUAGCACUCUCCGUGUCUCUAGUAGCAUCUCACUCUACUUCUUUAUCUGGAAAUUAGACCACUUCAAUGGCAUGAUUUUACAAGUCUGUCUUGCUAAUGGUAGAGGAAAUAAUACAAUAUCAAGCAGAAUAUCAACGAACGGUAUGAAGAUAUCUUGCCUGUAGGAGGGUAUAGAUAGACCUAAGGAGUAAUUGGGGAAUUGAGUUGCAACAACGGUGGUUAUUUUAUUUGUGUGUCUCUCUAAAAUAAACUCUCUCCCCUCUCACUUUC
Messenger RNA from Oncorhynchus tshawytscha (Chinook salmon), 4607 nucleotides. Its product is annotated as dynamin-3-like. NCBI's taxonomy places the organism in Eukaryota, Metazoa, Chordata, Actinopteri, Salmoniformes, Salmonidae. Gene Ontology annotation, molecular function: GTPase activity; microtubule binding; GTP binding. The transcript has 21 exons. The coding region runs from base 426 to 2951 and encodes 841 amino acids. The record is from RefSeq and is a predicted model, not a curated record. Gene Ontology annotation, cellular component: cytoplasm; microtubule; membrane.